Messenger RNA from Gigantopelta aegis, 1242 nucleotides. RefSeq names its product dehydrogenase/reductase SDR family member on chromosome X-like. The record is from RefSeq and is a predicted model, not a curated record. The transcript has 7 exons. Bases 2 to 1000 code for a protein of 332 amino acids. Lineage: Eukaryota; Metazoa; Mollusca; Gastropoda; Neomphalida; Peltospiridae.
UAUGAUGAUGGCUUCCUAUUUUAUGUUUUGGUUAUGGUUUGUCUGGCGAAUAUGGUGUAUGCUAAAAAUAUACGUCAUUGGUCUUGUAGCACUGGCUUUUCAAAUGAUUUCCAAACAUAACAAAAUGCCAGUUCAUGUUGAUGAGGAUGGUCUGGUUGCCAUAGUUACAGGAGGAGCAUCAGGCAUCGGCCUGCAGAUUACGAGGAUCUUGACUACUAAGAAUAAUAUGCACGUGAUCAUUGCAUGCAGAUCCAGAGAAGAAGCUCGGAAGGCCAUUGAUGGAAUAAAGAGUGAACUUUCCAUAGCAAGAGUUGAGUACAUGCAUCUGGAUCUGUCCUCAUUAGCAUCUGUGAGGGAGUUUGUGACAGAGUUCCAUAAUCGAGAUCUUCCUUUAAAUCUCCUUAUUAACAAUGCUGGAGUGAUGUUUGUACCAUACAGUGAGACCACUGAUGGAUUAGAGGAGCACUUCCAGGUGAACUAUUUCGCCCAUUUAACUCUGACCAGCUUACUGCUGCCAUUGCUCAAACAGUCGGCUUUGGAUGACCAGUAUUCCAGGGUGGUUAACGUGUCAUCUGUCACACACUGUGCUGCCAGUUAUGAAGACAUACAACCAAAUUUUGCUGAAGUCAGAGAAUAUUCCCCACAUGCUGCCUAUGUGGCCUCUAAACUGGCUAUCAUCAUGGCCACCUACAAGCUCAGCGAGGAACUGAAGGAGAGUAAAUGUAAAGUGACCGUGAAUGCAUUACACCCCGGGGUGAUCAACUCUGAUCUGUACAAACAUCUUCACUGGUCAAUAAAAUGGGUUAUCGAUGUCAUUCGGAUGUCUUUCUUUAAGACUACCAAGGAAGGUGCUGAAUCUGUUGUUUAUGUGGCCCUCUCACCAGACCUAGAGACAAUGUCUGGAGGUUACUAUGACAACUGCAAGGUGGCUAAGUCGAGCAGCAUAUCUUAUUCCAAGGCACUGCAAGACGAUCUGUGGGACAAGUUCAAGUCAUUGUGAUACAUAUUGUGAUGUUUGUUUUGAUGCGAUUCUUACAGAUGUUGUAAAAAAAAAAAAAAAUAUAGCAUGGAGUCAAAAACACAGUCAUUGUUGUGUAUGUUGGAUGUUUGUGUACCAUGGUUUUAUUUUGUUGACCGGCCUCGGUGGCGUCGUGGCAGGUCAUCGGUCUACAGGCUGGUAGGUACUGGGUUCGGAUCCCAGUCGAGGCAUGGGAUUUUUAAUCCAGAUACCGACUCCAAACC